ACACACAGAAGAAACUCAUUCACACACACAAUUUCAUAAAAACAAAAAAAAAACAGUUUUCUGCAAGUAAAGAGAGAUCAUAAUCAUUAGUAACUGAUGCAGGCUGUGAGAAGGAUCCCAUCAGGAGAAGGUGCAGAGAUGCGUGGAAGAUCCGAGACCAACCGGGUCAGACGUAAGAGUCACGGGUCAAGUCUGAGAGUUCGACAGCCUUGCACGUGUUCAGGACGGCCUGGCUCUGCCAAGUGCGUGCGCCACGGGUUUAUGGUGCCAAGCAACGAGAAGCUUAUGCGAAAGGCGAGUGACGGAAGCAGAGAGGUGUUGAGAAGAGCUUUGACGCCUCCGAUCCGGCGGAUGAAUCUCCGGUGGUUGAAUUUCCGGCCAACACCUAGCCGACUCUGUAAAAUGUCUUCCGUUUGAGUUGAGUUUUUUUUUUUUGUUUGAUUUUAAUUUGUAAAUAAAAAUGAGAACUUUUUAUUACAGUAAUGUUGGAACUCGAAUAAGAUUCAGACCCAAUUGGUCAACCCGGUAAAAGAAGAAACUUGUACUCUGUUAUGGGACAAGAAAGUGUUUACAACAUCUUGUAGUCUUAAGGGAAGAAGAAUCAAGUGGAUGAGCUGUUGUUCUGAGCAGGCAAAAUAAGACGAUCUUGGCCUUCGAUUAGUUUUGCAGAUUUGAUGAUAUCUCCUGUCUUGAUCUGCCCAA
Messenger RNA from Brassica napus (rape), 702 nucleotides. RefSeq lists its product as uncharacterized. Lineage: Eukaryota; Viridiplantae; Streptophyta; Magnoliopsida; Brassicales; Brassicaceae. The transcript has a single exon. Bases 97 to 417 code for a protein of 106 amino acids. The record is from RefSeq and is a predicted model, not a curated record.